Messenger RNA from Cydia strobilella, 653 nucleotides. It is a transcript of the gene Trs20, whose product is annotated as trafficking protein particle complex subunit 2. The record is from RefSeq and is a predicted model, not a curated record. Gene Ontology annotation, biological process: endoplasmic reticulum to Golgi vesicle-mediated transport. The transcript is spliced from 3 exons. Bases 101 to 520 code for a protein of 139 amino acids. NCBI's taxonomy places the organism in Eukaryota, Metazoa, Arthropoda, Insecta, Lepidoptera, Tortricidae. Gene Ontology annotation, cellular component: nucleus; TRAPP complex; cytoplasm.
CUGUCAGUCAGCACUCAUCAUUAAGUAGGCGUAAAUAUUUAGAUUUCUUGUUUAUUGAGCCAUAAAUCUCUUAUAUUUGUCAACAAGUCCUCGACCCGAAAUGGCGGGGACGUACUAUUUUGUAAUUGUAGGUCACUUGGACAAUCCUAUUUUUGAGAAAGAUUUCAUCCCUGUUCCAAAGGAGGUUAAGAAAGAGGACAACAGGCAUUUGAACCAGUUUAUUGCCCACGCAGCGCUAGAUCUCGUAGAUGAGCAUAUGUGGAAGGUCACUAACACUUACCUGAAGUCUGUGGACAAGUUCAACCAGUGGUUUGUGUCUGCUUUUGUCACUGCUAGUCAGAUUCGCUUCAUAAUGGUCCAUGACGCGCGAAAUGAAGAUGGUAUCAAGAAUUUCUUCACAGAUGUGUACGAAGCUUACAUCAAGCUCAUGCUGAACCCAUUCUAUAAGGAGGACACGCCCAUCACACUACCCGCGUUUGACAAGAAGGUGCAGUUUUUAGGGAAGAAGUAUCUGACAUAACCCGUUAAUUGAUAUUACUAGAUAAUUUGUGACAUUUUCAACCAAAAGGUACCACAUUGUAGCUUGUCAAUAAGGUUGAUUUCAAAUUGAAGCUGAAUGGAAAUAGUGCCGUAUUGACAAAUGACAAUAAGUA